Trichoderma citrinoviride is the source of this 612-nucleotide messenger RNA. RefSeq lists its product as hypothetical. The transcript has 3 exons. The record is from RefSeq and is a predicted model, not a curated record. Bases 1 to 612 code for a protein of 203 amino acids. NCBI's taxonomy places the organism in Eukaryota, Fungi, Ascomycota, Sordariomycetes, Hypocreales, Hypocreaceae.
AUGCACUUCUCCAUGCAGUCUCUGGCCCUGGCCACUGCUCUUCUCAUCAACGGCGUCCUCGCAGGCGCAGGCGCCCAAGUAAAGGCCUGCGUCUGGUUCACCACCAAGCCUCAUUCGCCCGUCCAAUUCAACUGGAACACCUGCGGCAGCUCCUCCCACUGCAUGUACUGCAGUGGCCUGCCCAAGCCGACCAUGACCGUCUCAGAGGCGGGCAUGACCUGCGUCGACCUCGGCAAGGUCGAGUCCAAGUCGAGCAACACCAUGUUCUUCGACUUCUGCUCCACCGACGAGAGCCACUGGGAGCUAUCGUACAACUCGCCCUCGUCGUCGUACAGCGGCUCCGUGUCCAGCCGAUGGCGCGGCGGCGGCUUGAGGCACAACUAUAUCGAGUUUGACAAGGACAAGUACUCGGCGGGCACGAGCGUUUGCGGGACCAAGUCUGCUUGUGUGGACACUCAGACGAACUGGGAUUCGGGAUCUGAGCCUGAUAUCUAUUUUGUCUUUCGCCCGCAGCAGCAACAAGGGAAGACUUGGGCUGCGGAGGGGAUUUCAGCUAAAGAGUACGCGGAUGUUGGAAAAGCCGCGAUUUUUCACGAUCAAUCUGACCUCUAG